Molecule: messenger RNA, 2717 nt
Organism: Arvicanthis niloticus (Nile rat)
Lineage: Eukaryota; Metazoa; Chordata; Mammalia; Rodentia; Muridae
Source: RefSeq, a predicted model, not a curated record
GAAAAAGCGUGCUCACAUGGCUAGUCUGCAGGUACUUGAUGAAGGUACUUCAUGGCCCUGGGCUUAUUUCCUUCAGCUCUUCAUCUGAGACCCUACAUCAGACAGCACGCAUCAACUGCCUAGUGAAAACAUCAUUACCAUCCUGUGUCAUUGCCAUCAGAGGGACCUUAAGUCAGACAGCACACAUCAACCACCCAGUGAAUACACCGUUACCAUCUUGUACCAUUGCCAUCAGAGGGACCUCAGCCAUCAAUCAUUAGCACAUGGUUGACAAACGAAGAAUGGGGCUUUGGGCUUUGGCAAUUCUGACAGUUCCCAUGUAUUUGACAGUAACGGAGGGCAGCAAACCAUUCUGGGGUCUGGAAAACGAAGCUUUAAUUGUGAGAUGCCCCCAAGGAGGACACCCAACUUAUUCUGUGGAAUGGCAUUACUCAGAUACAAAUGAAAGUAUUCCUACUCAGAAAAGAAAUCGGAUCUUUGUUUCAAGAGAUCGUCUGAAGUUUCUACCAGCCAGGGUGGAAGACUCUGGGAUUUAUGCCUGUGUUGUCAGAAGCCCUAACUUGAAUAAGACUGGAUACUUGAAUGUCACCAUAUAUAAAAAGCCGUCAAGCUGUAACAUCCCCGAUUAUCUGAUGUACCAGACAGUACGUGGAUCAGAUAAAAAUUCCAAGAUAACGUGUCCAACAAUUGGCCUGUAUAAUUGGACAGCACCUGUUCAGUGGUUUAAGAACUGCAAAGCUCUCCAAAAGCCAAGGUUCAAGGCACACAGGCACUACUUGUUCAUUGACAAUCUGAGGCAUGAUGAUGAAGGUGACUACACAUGUCAAUUCACGCACACAGAGAAUGGAACCAACUAUAUCGUGUCGGCCACCAGAUCAUUCACAAUUGAAGAAAAAGGCUUUUCCAUGCUUCCAAUAAUUACAAACCCUCCAAAAAAUCACACAGUGGAAGUGGAAAUAGGAAAAUCAGCAAGUCUUGACUGCUCGGCUUGCUUUGGCAAAGGCUCUCAGGUGUUGGCUAAUGUCCUGUGGCAGAUUAACAAAACAUUAGUCAAAAAUUUUGGCGAAGCAAGAAUUCAAGAAGAGGAAGGUCAAAAUAAAAGUUCCAGCAAUGACAUGGCUUGUUUAACCUCAGUGCUAAGGAUAACUGGUGUGACAGACAAGGACUUGUCUCUGGAAUAUGAAUGUCUGGCGGUGAACUUGGAUGGCUGGGUAAACCACACCGUAAGACUGAGAAGGAAACAACCAAGUAAGAAGUGUCCCUCACACAAUGCUUGACUAAAUUGGCUGAAUCAGCUGCAACUUGCAUCCAUUUUCUCAGAGGACUAUGUGCUGUAGCUUGGUCCCAGGGAAUCUGGCAUGAUGGUGGGACUAGCUGGCCAGUUUAAUCAAAUGUGCUUCUCAUGUUGAGGAAGUUCCUUAAACCUGGUCUUUCCAGAAGGUUUCUGUCUUCCAGUAGGACUUUCUGUCAUUGUAUCUUUCCUCUCUCUAUCUCCCUCCUCCUUGUUCUCCCCACUGUCCUCCCCCUCCCUUCACUUUCCUUCAUGUGGUCUCAACCCCUCCUCCCCUUUCCUUUUGUUCUCUCUGGGUUCCUUCUCAUCUGAUAGUGACUUCUUCAGUCAUCCUUGGCACAGGCUACAAAGGACAUUGGUGUUGAUACUGGAUUCAAAGCAGUAACAACCCUGCUGUGUCUCUUUGUGUAAUCUUGUCAUGAAAAACAACUUACAAACUUUCAUUCUGGGCAGUUAUUGAUUUCCUUGUUUCGUCCUUAGGAUGACAGAUGCAGUCAUCAUGAUAGGUAGAUGACAAACUUGAUUUCUUCUUAAAAGAGUAAACAUUUUAUACCCUUAUUACUCUCUUAUGAUACUGACAACUGCCUUAAUGGGGAUAUAACUAAUGUAAAAACAUUUUUAAUUACUUUCAAAUAUCAAGAGGGCAUGGGAGGGAGAGAGACACUGACUCUAAGCUCAUAACAAUAUGUGAGGCAUUUAUUUGGAUGAAUAUAUUGAUUAAAAGGAUAGGGCAGAGGUACCUACUGGAUACAGCCAUGCUGUGUCUCUGCCUGGAGUGGCAUUUGGGAUUUUUGUUGGUUUUGUUUGUCUUCUUUUGUUUUUACCAUAGAGACCAUUCUGUCCUUGGACUCCUAGAGUUCCACCUGCCUUUGCCUCCCAGGUACUGGGAUUAAAGUUGUGUGUCACCUUACCCAGCCAGGAUGUUUUUUGUUUUGGUUUUUAUUUUAGAGCCUCUGACUUAUAACAUUUUAUAAAACAGAGUAUUGAUUCCUAGGUGGCCAGAGUUGUGACUCAUAGAUGGAUUUUAGUGCUGUCGUGUUCAGUGAGGUCUUAGCAUCUGUCCCUGAUAAUGAUGUUACUCAGGGUGACUGUACCACAGCACUGUGUUAUGAGAUGGUGGUGGUCACUGCACAUCCUACAAGAAAAGAGAAGCCAACUCCCUACUCUCACUGGGCAUGAUCUUGAGACCUCAGUGCCUUCCUUUGCUAACAGGAUCUAUUGUCUAGAUUUCUGAGUGUUCUUUAGUUCAUGUUUGUAUUGGAAUUAUAUUUGUGUUAUCUGUAAUUUUGUAUAUGUUUUGUUUGUGUGUGAAUUUGUAUUUUCCAGUUUAUUUUUAAUUUACCUGUUGCUAUUCAAAUAAAUGUGUUUGUACUGUGUGAACAACACAACAUAUUAAAUAAAAAUCAUGUCUAUUGUUAUUGAAUGA